This is a messenger RNA of Aspergillus melleus, 838 nucleotides long. RefSeq lists its product as uncharacterized. The coding region runs from base 248 to 838 and encodes 196 amino acids. The transcript has a single exon. Gene Ontology annotation, cellular component: mitochondrion. Lineage: Eukaryota; Fungi; Ascomycota; Eurotiomycetes; Eurotiales; Aspergillaceae. The record is from RefSeq and is a predicted model, not a curated record.
ACUAUCGCAGAACCAAUCGAUCAGCUUCUCCGCAUUUCUGUCUAUCUUUAGCACCGGAUCAACAGGAACAGUCACACUCGCGCUCGAGGUCGAAGAACCUCAUCAAUUGCAUUCUAUUUUCCUUUCCUCCUGUCCUCCAGCCAGAACCACAGAAAGUGAUGAUAUAGACCUCAUCAAAAACCUCCUUUCGCACACCUCACACCUCAAACCACAAACACCUCAAACCCACCACAAAAUCCAACGAAAAAUGCUCUCCUCACUCUUCAACCGCAACCAAGAACAACAACCCACCUCUCCUCCUCAAGAAACCCCCUCCUCUUCCACGUCCUCCGCUUCAUCAGAUCACCCCCCAAAACCCUCUGAUGAACCCCUCCCCGAACUCCGCUUCAUCAAACCCAACACAAAAUACAAGCUCCUCCUGGGCGGUCUCGCCUUCUUCACAUUCUCGCUAAUAACGACCCGCCGCGCCCUAAACAAGCGGUUCCUCGCGCAGAUCCCCCCCUUCUACACGAGUUCCGUGCUUCAUCGCCCCAACGUCAACGGCGGGAUGGAGGCCUUCGAGGCGCUGAACCUGGCGACGUUGAAUGUGAUCUCGUUUGGGAUGGUCGGGAGCGGUGCGGCGAUGGUGGCGUUGGAUAUUAAUCGGAUCGAGGAUAUGCAGCGGUUUGUGAGACGGGGGUUUAAUGUUGAUGGUGGGGAGGUGACGAAGACGGAUCAGGAGUUGGAGGAGGAGGUGGCGGAGUGGGUGGGGAGUGUGUUGGGGAAGAAGUUUGAGAAGGAGGUGAGGAAGGAGCAGCAGGAAGGGAAGAGUGCUGCUGUUGUGAAGGAGGAGAAUUGA